Messenger RNA from Sardina pilchardus (European sardine), 3049 nucleotides. It is a transcript of the gene zdhhc20b, whose product is annotated as zinc finger DHHC-type palmitoyltransferase 20b. The record is from RefSeq and is a predicted model, not a curated record. Lineage: Eukaryota; Metazoa; Chordata; Actinopteri; Clupeiformes; Clupeidae. Gene Ontology annotation, molecular function: palmitoyltransferase activity. The transcript has 13 exons. The coding region runs from base 10 to 1101 and encodes 363 amino acids.
GGAGUAAAGAUGGCGCCCACGCAUGUAUUAAGAUGCUGCCAACGGGGACUAGCUUGGAUUCCAGUCAUUUUUAUUGCCUUAGUGGUCUGUUGGUCGUAUUAUGCGUACGUUGUGGAACUGUGCAUAAUCACCAUCCCGAGCACAGGGGAAAAGAUUGUCUACCUGGUGCUCUUUCAUCUCUCGUUCGUCAUGUUUGUGUGGUCGUACUGGAAGACCAUUUUCACUAGACCAGCAAACCCCUCCAAAGAGUUCUGUUUGCCCAAAGUGGAGAAGGAGCAGUAUGAGAAGGAGGAGCGUCCAGAGAACCAGCAGGAGAUUCUGAAGCGUGUGGCCAGCAGCCUGCCCCUCUACACCCGCACCGGGGCCGGAGCUAUCCGCUACUGCGACCGCUGUCAGGUGAUCAAACCUGACCGAUGUCAUCACUGCUCCGCCUGUGACAUGUGUGUGCUGAAGAUGGACCACCACUGCCCUUGGGUGAACAACUGCGUGGGCUUCUCCAACUACAAGUUCUUCAUCCUGUUCCUCGCCUACUCGCUGGUCUACUGCCUCUUCAUCGCCGCCACCGUGCUGCAGUACUUCAUCAAGUUCUGGACAAAUGAGCUGCCAGAUACUCACGCCAAAUUCCAUGUUUUAUUUUUAUUUUUCGUGGCGGCCAUGUUCUGUAUCAGCAUCUUGUCCCUCUUCAGUUACCACCUGUGGCUGGUGGGCAAGAACAGAUCCACCAUAGAGGCGUUCAGGGCCCCGGUCUUCAGAAACGGCCCCGACAAGAACGGCUUCUCGUUGGGAUUCACCAAGAACAUCGCCCAGGUGUUCGGGGAUGAGAAGAAAUACUGGCUGCUGCCGCUCUUCACCAGUCAAGGAGAUGGGCUCACAUUCCCAACACGUCUGGUGAAUAUUGACCCCGAGCAGCCCAUAGUACCUCAGAACCCAGACAGCAGUAAAAGUGUUGAAGACGACUCGGUCCCACAGAGUCCAGUCAGCGACUCCCAGAACCGGCUGCUUGGCAGCGACCAGCACAUCAGCGAUGAGAUCCUGAGCAUCGACCCCCUCAAGUCAGAUGGAACUGAUGACAUCACCGUGUACAUGGAGAGUGAGUCGUAGCCAGGGUGAGUGAAGGUUGCCGCGGAGACUGGGGAGGCGGGGUCUCUCCACCCUCGUCCGCUGCCCAGGUCUGGGGACUCCCGAGGGAAAGAACAGCCAUCCAAUCAGAUGCCUUAAACAGACUCCAUCUGAUUCCUUUACCCGUGUGGGAGGAGCAUCAGCACGCUCAGUUGGGCGCAUGGCCACCGUCCUCUCGGCUACCGCCCCGCGCUCCUGUCUCUAGUCUUGCUCUGUUUGUUUGUCUGUUUGUUUGUUUGUUUGUUUGUUUGUUUGUUUGUCUGUUGUUGUCAUUCCCCCCUCUCUCUUUUUGCCGCAUCUUAGUUUGGUUGUGUCCAUUCACACUUGCAACACACACAUCCUGUAACAUUAAACCAAACGCAGCAUCGGAGCCCUGUGUUCAGCUGCCCAGAGUGACGCCCUCGGCGUGUUCAGAUCAGGAGAGAGUUCAGCGCAGUAGCGGUUCAUAUUAACAGUACCCAACAGAUCACACUCACACUCUUCAGAUCAGGAGAGAGUUCAGCGCAGUAGCGGUUCAUAUUAACAGCACCCAACAGAUCACACUCACACUCAGAUCCUUCUGCAGCUCUGGCUCCUAAGUGUUGGAAUGUGUGUUGGUUAAGGCAUUGCAAGAUGAAGGGCAUUAUGCAACCCAUGUGGCUGUGCGGAAGAAUCCCACAAUGCAUGGUCUGCAGUUUUGAAAGACUGUGCUUGUUAAUGAUGUGUGUAGGUAUUGGCAAAACUUCUGUCAAACAAUGUGAGUUGGUCAGAAUUGUUAGAGGCUUUCCCGACUUGCCAGCCUUUUUCUAGAGAACACAUCUUGUAGAUAUUAGCAGAAGAACAUCCCCAUUUUCUUUACAUACAUUUCAGUUUCUCUAUCGCCACCUGCUAGUAGUUAAGUCUUUUUUUCUUCCUUUAAUUAAACGCUGCUCCCUGGUCUUGCCAAAUGGCAUUUGACUCAUAAAACCAUCUGCAGGGGAUCAGGCAGGAGACCCAGAACUAAGCUGUUCCUUCGCUUUUUGUUCAUAGCCGUGCUUGAACCGCCAGAGCAUCUGGGAUAAUCGUGUGCCUUAUUUCACUUGUUUGAUUUGACUUGAACGGCAUGGCAGCCAUGUUGUCAUGCCCCCCUGUGGAUAUGAUGCACGGGAUGCAGACUAUGAAUCAGCGGCCAUGUCUAAACCGUGGGCCCAAAAGCGGUCAUGUCUAAACCAUGGGCCCCACAGGUUCAGCGGCCAUGUCUAAACUAUGGCCCCACAGGAUCAGGACAGCUCCAUAAGAGAAGCUUUGACAUCCAUUCUAGAGUGAGAGACAUGAGUAAUGUUGAGGGAUAUCGAGCGUACAGUAGCCUCGGUCUUGUAAGGUCUCUAUGUGGAAAGCUUGCUAUGAGAUGCACUCUGACUGGGAAAGGCCUUUAUCCAAAUGCUGCUUUAGGAAGGAGGGAAGAGCCGCUCCAUUCACAAACAACUAAGGAGCCCGCGGUUUGAACAGGCUGGUGUUUUCUUUCUUUUUUUCAUGUGUUUGUUUGUUGUUUACGUCACUGUCUGAUUUCUAUCCUGAUGUUUACACUACAUGUGUCAGGUUCAAAAAGGGGGGACUGAAAAGGACGGGCCUUUAUAUCGGAUUAGACAGCCGUCGCCGGCCUUCAGAAAGGGCCUGGAGAUUUCAAAGGGAUUUGCUCUCUCUGAGGCUCAGCCAAAGCCUUACAGACAGAAACACGAUAGGGACGAGUGUGUUCACGAUUAGUGCAGGAAAGAGCACAAGAAGGGGCAUUUGCACUUUUAAAGACUUCUUUUAGGAGAUGUACAUACAUACGUUUUGUUUGUUUGUUCGUUGUGUUUUGCUUUGUUUUGUUUUGUUUUUACUUAAUGUGCACACACAAAAUCAUGAUCUCCAAAGUAUCAUACUCUAUGACUGGCUACUACCCAGGGGGCAAAGGGGGUUUUACAGACAU